This is a messenger RNA of Ectocarpus siliculosus, 813 nucleotides long. The record is from the annotation of a GenBank genome assembly. Lineage: Eukaryota; Phaeophyceae; Ectocarpales; Ectocarpaceae.
AUGAGCGGCGGCGGCCACGCGGGCGGUGGGGGGCUGGGGGGAGCAGCGGCCUGGCCCGAGGGCGGUGGCAGGCGAUUGGGGGGAAGAGAGGACUGGACAGGGCCGCGGAGAAGUGGAGGAGGAGGAGGAGGAGGGUUUGGUUUUGAUGACAGCUGCGUGCGGACGACGGAAGGCAUGGUGCUCUUCUGGAAGGAGCCGGCGUGCUUCGUGCAAUGGACGCCUUGCUCUUUCGAAUUGGAUGGGGAACGCUACUGCAACGCGGAGCAGUGGAUGAUGGCGAGCAAGGCGAGGCUGUUCAACGACAGGACCGCACUGCAGCAAAUCAUGGCGACCGCGGACCCCCGGAGGCAGAAGGCACUGGGCCGUCAGGUCAGGGGCUUUGAUCCUGCGAUGUGGGACAAGAAGGGCUACGACGUGGUCGUCAGGGGGAACUUGGCGAAGUUCAAGCAGAACCCGGGGUUCCGGGACGAGCUUCUCGCCACGGGAGACAGGAUCCUGGCGGAGGCCAGCCCUUACGACAGCGAGUGGGGCAUCGGACUCCACGCAAACGAUGCGGACGCCCUGAUCCAAGCAAGGUGGCCUGGGAGGAACAAGCUCGGAGAAGCGCUUAUGGACGUGCGCUCCCAACUCCGAAACGAGGCUUACGACGAGGAUCAAAAAGAAGAGAGGGGAGAAAAGCAAGAGGAGGGAGCGGAGUGGGUGAGGGAUGAUGACCGGGCCGCGUAUGGGACAGACGAGGAUUGGGUGAUGGAUGACCCCCCCGUCCAUGACGAUGAGAAUGAGCGAGUCGGCCGCUCGCGAAAGUACAAGUAG